Messenger RNA from Mus pahari (shrew mouse), 1153 nucleotides. It is a transcript of the gene Lto1, whose product is annotated as LTO1 maturation factor of ABCE1. The coding region runs from base 93 to 548 and encodes 151 amino acids. NCBI's taxonomy places the organism in Eukaryota, Metazoa, Chordata, Mammalia, Rodentia, Muridae. The transcript has 5 exons. The record is from RefSeq and is a predicted model, not a curated record.
UGCUCCGCGCGGCACACACGGAAGGGGCUUCUUCAAUCUGACAAUCCGGGCGUUUGUGGUCGCGUCUCGCCAGUUGGCGAUUACUACACAGAAUGAAAGGAGUGCGAGGGCCUGGGGAGAGCCGAGACACAGCCAUGGCCGUGGAGCAGGACAUAUUUGACGCCGUCGUGAUGGCGGAUGAGAGAUUCCAUGGGGAGGGAUAUCAGGAAGGCUAUGAAGAAGGCAGUAGCUUGGGGAUCGUUGAAGGGAAGCAGUAUGGCAUGGUACAUGGAGCCAAAAUUGGAUCCGAGAUUGGAUGCUACCGGGGAUUUGCUCUUGCAUGGAAGUGUCUCCUACACAGUGGCGCUGGUGAGAAAGACAGCAGGAAGAUGAAGGUGGUGGAGGCUCUGAUCACGCUGCUGCAGGACUUUCCCUACGAUGAUCCCACUUAUGAGAAGCUCCAUGAAGACCUGGACAGAAUCAGAGGGAAGUUCAGGCAGCUCUGCUCACUGCUCAACGUGCAGCCGGACUUCAAGGUGACUCCGGGAGGCUCUGGACUUGCGUUUUGAGGACCCACAGAAGAACAGAUGUCUGCACAUUAAGCGUCACAGUGAUUAAAGGCAAGCCUGAGAGGAAUCCAUUGUUCUGUGGGAGGACCAGCUUGGCCUCUUCCCUGAGUCUCUGCCUAGGUGGCUUGCCUGACCACCCUGCCCUCUGCACAGGGGCAACACACUCAAGAGACCGCUUGUCACUGGCCAGAGUGAGUGGCCCUGGGUAGGGUUACCCUGAGGGUGGGACUCACAGAGGCAGGCCGAUGUGAAAUGGGUCAUGGGAAGCCGGGACAGGGUCUUUGCUGCCUGCUGAGCCUCUGCUGGCCAUACUUGGGCCUCCUUGUUUCACUCCAUCCCUCUGGCAGCCCCAGAGGUGGAUGCCUUCUGGCUUAGAGGUGAUGAAAUAGCCCCAUCUAGUCUAAGGGCCUGGUGGCAGAGCUGGCCCCCACCCCGGGUCCUUGCCCUGAAGUACCACGUGGUGCCUCUGCCUCCAGCAUGUGCUGUCACUGCCACCACCACUAGAGGACCUGACUCCUGCUGUCUGCACAGGGCUCGGGCUCCGCUGGACCUGACUCCUGCUGUCUGCACAGGACUCGGGCUCCGCUGGACCUGACUCCUGCUGU